Messenger RNA from Diabrotica balteata, 1596 nucleotides. Lineage: Eukaryota; Metazoa; Arthropoda; Insecta; Coleoptera; Chrysomelidae. The record is from the annotation of a GenBank genome assembly.
UUUUAGUUUUGAAUGAGGAUAAGAGGAACGACCAAACAAAAAUUAUUUUAUCUCUUCUUAUCAAUUUAAGCUAGUGAAGACUAAUAUCCGGUGAUAAUAAGAUACAAUUAUACAAACAAGAUGUCUAAACCAAAUGUGUUAAUACUUGGAGGUUGUGGUUUUAUUGGCCGCAAUUUAGUUGCAUAUUUAGUCAAAAAUGAUCUCGUUAGUGCAAUAAGAGUAGUGGAUAAGGUACCUCCACAGGUUGCCUGGUUAAAUGAAUCUCAUACAGAAGCCUUUCAAAAUAACAUUGUUCAAUUUAAAAGUGCUAAUUUAAUCAAUGCAGAAUCAUGUAGGAAUGCCUUCCAACCACCUGAAGGGGGUAUUUGGGACAUAGUUGUCAAUUGUGCUGGAGAAACAAAGUCUGGUCAAACAGAUCCCGUGUAUAAUGAAGGCAUAUUAAAACUUAGUCUUAAUUGUGCCAAAGAAGCUGCUCAACAGAAAGCUAAACAUUACAUAGAGCUGUCAUCUGGUAAUAUGUAUUCUUCAGAGAAAGUUUUACAUAAAGAGGAUGGUCCUAUUGAACCUUGGACCUUUGUAGCUAAAUGGAAAAGACAGGUAGAAAAAAAAUUGGCAGAAAUGUCUGAACUCACCUACACAAUCCUCAGGCUUCCAAUUGUUUAUGGAUUAGGAGACAAAAGCGGUUUAAUGCCUAGAAUAAUCGCAGCGUCCAUAUAUAAGCAUGUUGGAGAAACAAUGAAACUUCUAUGGAACUCUGAACUUAGAAUUAGUACCGUACAUGUCCAGGAUGUAUGUAAAGCAAUAUGGUUCGUGAGUAAUAGAGAAGAUACCAAUGGACAGAUCUAUAAUGUUGUGGAUGAUGCAGACUCUACGCAAGGUUCAAUAUCCAACGUUAUGACAGACAUAUUCAAUGUCAAAAUCGACUAUUACGGCAAUCUUGUAUCCGCAGUGGUAGACCUAGCAGGUGCUGCAGAUGAUGCCAACGACAAACAUUUAGCCCCAUGGGCAGAAGCUUGUAGAAAAGAUGAAAUCCUUAACACUCCUCUCUCUCCUCACAUGGAUUCCGAACUACUUCUCCACAAACAUCUCAGAUUAGAUGGCAACAAACUGAAACAACUUGGCUUUGAUGUGACACAACCCAAACCUACAGCUGAUAAUAUUAAGGAAAUUAUUGAUGACUUUAUAAAAAUGAAGGUGUUCCCCAGAUCUCUACUACCUUAAACCUUUAUCCAAGUGUCUUUAAGUCACGCGUCUCUUUUAAUCAUUUUUUUAAUGAACAGAGACGUAAGAAAGUGUACCUAAAAUGACAGUGGCUUAAUAUCUACUAAAAAUUGUUUUUGUGGGUUUUUAAGGUACAUACGUAGAAAUAUCACCUGAAUUCGGUAUCAGUAUAUCACUUUAAAAUGUUUGAAGUAUUAAAAUGUUGGGUACAUUAAAUACGAGAUGAAUAAUAACUGAACCGAAUUUUCAGUGUGAUGAGUCUACAGUUCUUGAAAAUAGUCACAUUUAAUCAUAUGAUAAGUGAGAGAAAAACCUGAUAUGUAGUUUGUUUUCGCUUUAUAAUAUGUUAUGAGAAUAAUUCUACAUAUAUGAUAG